Molecule: messenger RNA, 4365 nt
Organism: Austrofundulus limnaeus
Lineage: Eukaryota; Metazoa; Chordata; Actinopteri; Cyprinodontiformes; Rivulidae
Gene: trim37
Product: tripartite motif containing 37
Biological process (GO): protein autoubiquitination; protein monoubiquitination; aggresome assembly
Cellular component (GO): peroxisomal membrane; aggresome; ESC/E(Z) complex
Molecular function (GO): ubiquitin protein ligase binding; zinc ion binding; tumor necrosis factor receptor binding
Source: RefSeq, a predicted model, not a curated record
GACACGUUUUGUUUGUCACUGACACCAAGAACCUCAAACUGGCUGAAAUGGAUGAACAAAGUGUUGAGAGCAUCGCUGAYGUGUUUCGCUGCUUCAUCUGCAUGGAGAAGCUGCGGGACGCUCGCCUCUGCCCACACUGCUCCAAGCUUUGRUGCUUCAGCUGCAUACGAGUGUGAAAACCACCACGAGAAGCUGAGUGUUUUCUGCUGGACCUGCAAGAAAUGUAUCUGCCACCAGUGUGCCCUGUGGGGAGGCAUGCAUGGCGGUCACACCUUUAAACCUCUGGUGGAGAUUUAUGAGCAACAUGUGAGCAAAGUGAAGGAAGAGGUGUCCAAGCUGCGCCGCCGCCUCAUGGAGCUCAUCAGUCUGGUGCAGGAAGUGGAGAGGAACGUGGAGGCCGUGAGGGGAGCGAAGGACGAGAGGGUCCGGGAGAUCCGAAACGCGGUGGAGAUGAUGAUCGCCCGUCUGGACAACCAGCUGAAGAAUAAACUCAUCACCCUGAUGGGCCAGAAGACGUCCUUGACCCAGGAGACGGAGCUGCUGGAGUCUCUGCUGCAGGAAGUGGAGCAUCAGCUUCACUCCUGCAGUAAGAGCGAGCUGAUCUCAAAGAGUCCAGAGAUCCUGCUCAUGUUCCAGCAGGUCCACAGGAAACCCAUGCAGUCCUUCGUCACCACACCAGUCCCCCCAGACUUCACCAGUGAGCUGGUUCCUGCCUACGACUCCAGUACUUUUGUUUUGGUCAACUUCAGCACCUUGAGGCAGAGAGCCGACCCUGUCUACAGCCCUCCGCUGCAAAUAUCUGGUCUCUGCUGGAGACUCAAAGUCUACCCGGAUGGGAACGGUGUUGUUCGUGGAAACUACCUCUCCGUGUUCCUCGAGCUGUCUGCUGGACUUCCUGAAACCUCCAAGUACGAAUACCGUGUUGAGAUGGUCCAUCAGGCCUCCAGCGAUCCAACCAAGAACAUUAUCCGGGAGUUUGCUUCAGACUUUGAGGUGGGUGAAUGUUGGGGCUACAAUCGGUUCUUCAGACUGGACCUGCUGGCCAGCGAGGGCUACCUGAACAUGCAGACGGACACGCUGGUUCUUCGGUACCAGGUCCGCUCUCCUACGUUCUUCCAGAAGUGCAGGGAUCAGUACUGGUACAUCAGCCAGCUGGAGUCGGCUCAGAGCGGCUACAUCCAGCAGAUCAACAACCUCAAAGAGAGGCUGGCCAUCGAGCUGUUCCGCCGCCAGACGUCCCGCAGCUCCUCACCCCCCGACCUCAGGCCAGCCGUAGGCACCACUUCCGACAGAGACCCCCGCUCCGUGAAAAGUGACGACGACCCACAGAUGACUUUGAGCAACUCUAAGAAAGGCGAAGAAGAAGAGAGGACUCGGCACGAUGACUCAAAUGAGUUGUCAGAUGGAGACCUGGAGGUGGACUGUUUGACGGAGGAGGAGGUGAACCCCCUGGAUGGCAGCAGCACCUCGGGGAGCUCCACUGCCACCAGCAACACAGAAGAGAACGACAUUGACGAGGAAACCAUGUCAGGAGAAAAAGAUGUGGAUUUCAUCGGGAACCUGGAGGCAGAAGAAGGAGAAAUUUCUGAUGAUCUUGUUGGAGCUACAGGUGGGUUCAGCUCCAGCAUGCGCUCGUUACAUCGCGGUUCCGCCGCCCGUGGUUCCAGUGGCGGAGGUGCUGCAGCAGCCGGCGGCGCCGUUGGGCCGGGCGGCAGCAGCCUCCUGGAGAUCGACCCGGUUAUCCUGAUCCAGCUUCUGGACCUGAAGGAGCGCAGCAGCGUGGAGUCUCUGUGGGGCCUCCAGCCUCGACCACCAGUGUCUCUGCUGCAUGGCCAAGCUCAUGCCCACUCGAGAAAAGAACGAGAGCGACGCCCCCAGGUGGUCCGACGUUCGGCUCCGGACUCCGGUGUCCUGAUCCGCCUCAAGGCCCAGAUGGCCGAAGUCCACGGCAAGAUGGCCGACGUCAAAAGCCAGGUCGUAGAGGCCGGAGAGCCGAGACCCGGCCCGUCCGGGUCCUUUUGCGUAGAGGAGGUUUCGUCUCAUCGCGGGAGCUCGGACAUGACAGCGUGUCAUAAACCCGGUGAGCUGGACCUGGUGGGCAGGGCAGCCUCAGCUCGGUCCAGGCCCUGCAGGAGGGCUGAAGUCGGACUCCAGCAGCCCCCUCGUACUGUUGGUGGGCUCCUCGUCAGAACAAGCCUCCACCUCCAAGCAGCAGCAGCUGUUCGGGACGUCGGACUCCAGAGACGAGAUCUUCUCCUUGGGAGGAACUAGCUUCACAACAAGCAAACCCUGCAGCAGCAGGACGCUGAGGGCGGCCAUGUUGGAGCGCGAGCCGGAGAGCUCCGGAGUCACUCACCAGUCUCUGCUGGAGGGGAUCUCUGCUGCGCAGCAGGCAAACCAAGAUCUGUCAGCGUCUGUGUUGGUGGCAGCGACCAGCAGUGAGAGCGACACUGAAGACGAGGCUCUGCAGAGCAACAACUCUCGUUACGACAACCACACCCCUCCCUGCACAGCUCCUGUCAGAGGACCUGGGACCACCUGCUGACAGGUGACUCCUGUCAGAGGACCUGGGACCACCUGCUGACAGGUGACUCCUGUCAGAGGACCUGGGACCACCUGCUGACAGGUGACUCCUGUCAGAGGACCUGGGACCACCUGCUGACAGGUGACUCCUGUCAGAGGACCUGGGACCACCUGCUGACAGGUGACUCCUGUCAGAGGACCUGGGACCACCUGCUGACAGGUGACUCCUGUCAGAGGACCUGGGACCACCUGCUGACAGGUGACUCCUGUCAGAGGACCUGGGACCACCUGCUGACAGGUGACUCCUGUCAGAGGACCUGGGACCACCUGCUGACAGGUGACUCCUGUCAGAGGACCUGGGACCACCUGCUGACAGGUGACUCCUGUCAGACCGAUGCCUCGUCCUCGAAGACUAAACAACAAGAACAACAACUUUAUAACAUCUGCAGAUGAUAAUCUCCUUCUAAAUUACAGACCUGCAGAUUAGAACCUGCUUGUUGUGCAUGAAGUUAAAACAAUAAUCUGCUUGUCUGUUUGUGCAGAAACACUUCUGAAUAUUUUCUAACUAAAUGUUAUAAAUUCUAUAAACAGUGAAAAAAAUCCUCUUCUACUUCCUGCUGGUUACUGUUCACUCUGACUCGUUUCCUAAUCCCAAGCAGAGAUUAGAACGUCACUUUGCUAAGGCCCACAGCAUCCUGGUGUGUUUGUUAUUAGCCUGUUAAUAAAAAUGUUUUCUAAAGCUGCUUUGUUAAACUCUGAGGCUUCGCUCAAACCUUUUUAACCUUUUCCAAACGCUCAGCUUUACAGACACUGAAACUUUAUAAAUCAUUCAAAUAUUUCGUACUGUUUAUAGACACAGCAGUGUGUGCUGAACAUGGGAAACACCGAACACAACGACUGAGUUAAGCUGGAUUAUAAAAUCCAGCUCUGGCUGCAGAUUUCAGGCGGUCUCUCUCACUGCGACUCAGAAAAARGGGCCAAUCUUUGAACCUUCGUCCUGAAUGGACCGUUUUAGAAAAUCACAUCUCGUCUGACCCGCCUCGGCUCGCUUCAUUAUCCUUUCUCUGUGGCGUUUCUGAUUUAAUCCAGCUGAGAACAUGUAAGAAAUUAAGAUUAACUGCAUGGUUUGCAUACGUUUACUGUGAGAGGAGCAGCURGUGAAACUCCCGCUCUGUGAUUUCGUUUUGAGAAAUUUAGAUCUCCCACAAAUAGACUUUCCAGAAUCCUGCUGGUUGUUGUUUAAAACAGGUGAAUUACCAGUGUUUCCAGUUAAAGGUCAGUCUGUUCUGCUGGGAACAAAUACAAACUGAAGUGUCUCUCAGCACUUAAAGUACUGCUCAGAGAAGCUGGCAGGUCAGUCAUUAUGUAACGUCUUCUCUGCUGCAGCUGCUGCCUUCUCUGGAUGCAUUUAUUAGUUUUACACCUCAGCGCUCCGAACAAGCAGAGCAGACAGAUUAUUAAACAGAUUAUUUCACAGGUCGCUGCAGAAACUGGAUUUUACCUUUUCAGCAAUUUGUACAUAUCUGAGGAGGAGUUAUAAAGCCAGUCCACUUUAACUGUAAAUAUGUUGAUGUUUAAACUCGUCAGGCUGGCUUUACGUUUGCUCAGAGGCUUUACUGAUUGAUGAAUUGUUUUGUUUUGUUUCCUCCAGGAUUCAGUCGUGCUGCUUGAAUCACCAAGUAAAAAUAAAAGGCAGAAAACUGCAGCCAGACUUAACGUUUAUUGUUUAGUUUUAUUUCUUGUGCGUCUGUGAAAAGCUGCUUUUUGUUUGAUUUGUUCCCAGAAUGCAUCAUUAAUUAUUCUGUAUAUUUUGUGUAAUAAAUAAAAGGAAAAGAGAGCGUC